Molecule: messenger RNA, 876 nt
Organism: Letharia columbiana
Lineage: Eukaryota; Fungi; Ascomycota; Lecanoromycetes; Lecanorales; Parmeliaceae
Exons: 3
Coding region: 1-876 (291 amino acids)
Molecular function (GO): monooxygenase activity; calcium ion binding
Source: RefSeq, a predicted model, not a curated record
AUGAGCAGUCAGUUGCAUAACGUCAACCUCCCCAUGAUGGACGGUAUCGAGAGUAGUGAUGACUCAAUCACCGUUGCUGGGAGCCCGAACGGCCUUACCGUCACCCAGAAGCCCUUCAAAACUGCAAUCGCUGAGCAACCUGUCACCGAGGCACGGAUACCCUUUCUUCCGCCACCAGCAUCAGUGCUCCAAAACGCCGGCACUGCGAGGGCCACCUUGGCUGCAUCCCACGAGAAGCCGAAUGGCACAACAGACAAUAACUAUGCAGCCACUCACCAGAACCAGACGGUCGUCCAACAGCACGUCGAGUACUGGGACACAGACCAUGACGGCAUCAUCUGGCCUCAAGAUACCUACAUUGGCUGCCGCAAAUGGGGCUGGUCGCCACCCCUUGCUGCCCUUGCAACCUUCAUCAUCAACUUCAAUCUAUCAUAUCCUACUCUCCCUGGGUUUCUGCCUGACCCGUUCUUCCGCAUCUACGUCAACAAAGUAUACAAGGACAAGCAUGGCAGCGACUCUAUGACAUACGAUAACGAAGGUCGCUUCAAACCUCAGAAUUUCGAGGAUAUAUUUGCCAAGUAUGAUAAGGGUGACAAGGGAGGGCUGGACAUUUGGGACUUUCUGAGAUUCUGGAAAGGGCAGAGGAUGGUGUUCGAUUUCUUCGGGUGGAGUGCAACAUUCUUGGAAUGGCUGGCAACCUAUCUCCUGCUAUGGCCCGAGGAUGGUAUAAUGCGCAAGGAAGACAUCCGUGGGGUCUAUGACGGGAGUAUCUUCUACAAGAAAGCAGAAGAGUACGAGCGAAAGAAGGUGAUGCGGCAAGAACAGCGUAAAGGAACCUCUACGAGACUCAUCUCGAUGGCUCAGAAGAUUCUAUGA